Gossypium arboreum is the source of this 707-nucleotide messenger RNA. Its product is annotated as disease resistance protein RPV1-like. Gene Ontology annotation, biological process: signal transduction. NCBI's taxonomy places the organism in Eukaryota, Viridiplantae, Streptophyta, Magnoliopsida, Malvales, Malvaceae. The record is from RefSeq and is a predicted model, not a curated record. The coding region runs from base 222 to 707 and encodes 161 amino acids. The transcript has a single exon.
UCUUCCUUUUCUGAUAUGUGACCCGAUUUCUACCACUACAUGCUUCGAUAUCUACACAGAAAUUGCCUACAAACCUCUGUUUACUUUUCCUUGCAAAUUUGAUCUAUUCUUCUCUUUCUUCAUGCUCCUAUAUUUAAAAGACUCUUUCUAGUUUGUUUCUGAUAUCUGACAUCUGUUUUCUGAUUUUGAUCACAAGUGUCAGAUAUCUUUUUCUUCUCAUCAUGUUGUCGUUACCUUCAACUUCAUCCUCCAUUUCUAGAAAGAAAUAUGAUGUUUUCUUAAGUUUUAGAGGUGAAGAUACCCGCAAAAACUUCACCGAUCAUCUCUAUGAUGCUCUAAAAAGGACUGGGAUUGUCACCUUCAGGGAUGACCCAAAGCUGGAGGCCGGCGAAGAGAUCGCGCCAGGGCUGUUUAAAGCCAUUCAGCAAUCAUGGUGCUCCGUAAUCGUAUUUUCAGAGUCUUACGCUUCCUCGGGUUGGUGCUUGGACGAACUUACUGAGAUUGUUAAGCAGAAAAAGGACAAGGGUUAUAAAGUGUUUCCAGUUUUCUAUGGCGUGGACCCAUCUGAUUUAAGACAACAGAAAGGAAAAGUUGAAGAAGCCUUUGCGGAACAUGAAAAGAGAUAUGAUGAAGAUAAGGUCCAAAGGUGGCGAAAUGCUUUAACUCAAGUCGCAAACAUUAAGGGAUGGCAUUUAAAUCACAGGUGA